AUGCUCAGUCUGCAGGAUGUACCAUCAAUUGAUCUUGACGAUGUCGAGCUCCGGUGUAAGGAUUGUGCAGCACGCAUUGGCGGGUACUCGUUCUGGUGCGUGCAGUGCGCGUGCGGCGCGCUGUGUGACGCAUGCGCGGGGCGCGCGCCGCACGAUACGCACUAUGUUUUACGCGCGCCCGAGGGCGCCACGCAGAACCAAACGCAGACAGUGCUGGCAGUUAUACGACAACAGUUGCUGAAGGGAAACUUACUAACACUGUACGAGAUUGAUGAAGAUGGCGUAAAAAAGGAAGUAAAAGAAGAGACAGAGGAGCCCGCCGCGACGACCGACCCGCUCGCUGUGGGGCCCCACUUCGAACCGCUCACAGUGGAGCCCUACCCCGACCCGCUGACAGUGGAGCCCUACUCCGAACCGCUCACAGUGGAGCCCUACCCCGACCCGCUGACAGUGGAGCACUACUCCGAACCGCAAAUAGAGGAGCCCCAUCCUGAUAUUCCUGAUCCGCUCACAAUGGAGACCGACCCGGUCACGGUGGAGCCUCAUCCCGACCCGCUAACCGGGGAGCCCUACCCCGAGCCGCUCACAAUGGAGCCUUACCGUGACCCGCUCACCGUGAACCCUGCCAAGGCCACAGUAACUGAGUGUGUUGACGAUGAUACCAACGGUGGCCACCACCCUAACAAGCGUCCUCGACUCAUGGACGACACCAGAAUGGGCGACAUACCAAACUCCUCAGUCAGUGAAAAAGAUGGCGAUGUCUCACAACAAAUCCUCUCACAUGUCCCACAUAUACGAAGAGGAUCGCAAAUAGUCCAGACACUCGCUCCUAGCGAUCUUAGAUCACAAGAUGUCAUACAGACCACUGCUUGCAACAUCAAAGGGUCACAAGAUGCUAUAGCAAAUAUUAGCAAUCUCAGAACACAACAAUCCGUUUUAAUUGUCCCAUCUAAUGUUUUAAGAAGAUCGCAAACGGUUCAACCACUUGCUACUGGCGAUCUCGGGUCACAAGAUGUCAUACAAGCCACUACUUGCAACGUCAAAGGGUCACUAAAUGCUUUAGCAACUAAUAGCAAUCUCAGAACACAACAAUCCCUUUUAAAUGUUCCAUCUAAUGUUUUAACCCUUUGACCGCCGUUGUCCGGUAUAGAAGACAACGAUAAAACGAUACGCUGGCGCCGUCGUCUUGUAUACAAGACAUAAAUUCAACCACUGAGUUAAUGUGAAAAUAAUAACAAUUGCAAUUUCAUUUACACUCGUGUUCAUAUUUAAGGUCUUUGUUUUUUCAUUUAUUUGCUUUUUAAGCCGCUAUAUAAAUCCAUUCUUUUAUAAUAAGGCAUUUAAAAAAAUUGUUCCAUUUUUCAACAUUUUUCAUGUUCCUCGUCGCCGUUGUCUUGUAUAAAAGACAGCUAGGGAUGGGAAUGUUAACUCGAUAUGGGAAUUUUUAAAGUAAAUAUAAAGUCAGAAAUAUGUUUUUAUCUAAGUAUUUGAACACUUGUUAAUCGCCAAUUUUUUUCAACGAAUAGUAGGUAACUACUUACUAGAAUACGUAGAACGAGAGUCAGAUAGGCAUAACUAUAUUUAAAGUUCAGGCAGCUUCUUUAGCUCUAUAGAGUAGAGUCAGACAAGUAAAUUUGCCCUUGUAGAUUGUGGACUAUUUAAUUGCAGAAGAGAUAAAUAAAAAUAAUAAUUGAUGUUAUUUUAGUGGGAAGGGAUACACCGCAGCGACCGCUUCGCACAAGAGUGGUACAGGGACAUACCUGUUUAUCAGACUUUAGUUUUUUGUUAUAACAUUGAAGUUAAUGUGUAAUUUUUUUAUAACAAGUCGUUGAACGUUUUUUUGAUAAGAGUUUACCUAUAGAUUAACGUAAACCAAACUGAAAUUAUAAUGAUAGAUUCUAAUUCCGUAAUAAUAUCUUCACUCAUUAAAAAUUCAACCCACGUGUAAUUUUCACUAAAACAGUUCCGGUAUAUUGACUUUAUCGACACAUGAUGCGCAGCUUUAACGUUACGCCAAUAAAGUUUACGUACCGACAAGCGCUUACGCCGUUGACCUAGAGACUAUUAUUACUUGAUCCGCGCGGAAACAGUCCUUGUCGGUCUGCACUGCCGGCAGUCCAUGCGCGCCGUUGUCUUGUAUAAAAGACUUCUCGUACAGCCUAGUGCGGCGAUAUCACGUCUUGAAUCGACAUUAUUUAGUGGUUGUUUUUUAUGUUAAAUCCCUAUAUUUUAAACAUUUUCGGGUGUAAAACAUAUGUUUAAUUUUGGCUAUUUGGAAUGAAAUUAAACCUGGAUAAGAACAAAGCUAAAUUAAAAAGAUUUUUUACCAUAAAUUGUAAAUAUCGAUAUCACUAUUUGCAAUCCCUAAACUUUUUAUUAGUUGUUUACUUAAAAUUUGCUCUGGCGUGUGAGUGAGCGUCUUUGCGGACUAGGUCCGGCGGCCAAAAGGUUAAGAAGAUCGCAAACGGUUCAACCACUUGCUACUGGAAA
Cydia fagiglandana is the source of this 2490-nucleotide messenger RNA. RefSeq lists its product as uncharacterized. The transcript is spliced from 6 exons. Lineage: Eukaryota; Metazoa; Arthropoda; Insecta; Lepidoptera; Tortricidae. Bases 1 to 1131 code for a protein of 376 amino acids. The record is from RefSeq and is a predicted model, not a curated record.